Messenger RNA from Glycine soja, 1150 nucleotides. RefSeq names its product probable glutathione S-transferase. Lineage: Eukaryota; Viridiplantae; Streptophyta; Magnoliopsida; Fabales; Fabaceae. Gene Ontology annotation, cellular component: cytoplasm. The transcript has 2 exons. The coding region runs from base 240 to 899 and encodes 219 amino acids. The record is from RefSeq and is a predicted model, not a curated record. Gene Ontology annotation, biological process: glutathione metabolic process. Gene Ontology annotation, molecular function: glutathione transferase activity.
CAAUAGUAGAACUAGUAUCUCAAUACCCCAGAACGUGUGAACGAAAAAUAGCGUUUAUUUUAAACUAGAAGACUAGAAGAUUACGUAUUUGAUUAUGCAAAGCGGUGCACAAAUUACAUAAUCCAAAGUCCAAAACUCACACUAUAUAUAUAAGCAGGACCUAGGCUUCUUCUUUGCACUGCAAAUCACUUUUCUACUUUGAGUCUUCUUGAUCCUUCUUUUUCUCCUUGAACUCAAACAUGGCAGAUGAGGUGGUUCUGCUAGAUUUCUGGCCAAGUCCAUUUGGGAUGAGGGUCAGGAUUGCACUUGCUGAAAAGGGUAUCAAAUAUGAGUACAAAGAAGAGGACUUGAGGAACAAGAGUCCUCUUCUCCUCCAAAUGAACCCGGUUCACAAGAAGAUUCCGGUUCUCAUCCACAAUGGCAAACCCAUUUGUGAAUCCCUCAUUGCUGUUCAGUACAUUGAGGAGGUUUGGAAUGACAGAAAUCCCUUGUUGCCUUCUGACCCUUACCAGAGAGCUCAGGCUAGAUUCUGGGCUGAUUAUGUUGAUAAGAAGAUAUAUGAUCUUGGAAGGAAGAUUUGGACAUCAAAAGGAGAAGAAAAAGAAGCUGCCAAGAAGGAGUUCAUAGAAGCCCUUAAAUUGUUGGAGGAACAGCUGGGAGACAAGACUUAUUUUGGAGGAGACAAUCUAGGUUUUGUGGAUAUAGCGCUUGUUCCAUUCUACACUUGGUUCAAAGCCUAUGAGACUUUUGGCACCCUCAACAUAGAGAGUGAGUGCCCCAAGUUUAUUGCUUGGGCCAAGAGGUGCCUUCAGAAAGAAAGCGUUGCCAAGUCUCUUCCUGAUCAGCAAAAGGUUUAUGAGUUCAUUAUGGAUCUAAGAAAGAAGUUAGGCAUUGAGUAGGUUGGAGCUUAAUGGCCAUUGUGAAGUAGUGGUUUUCCAUUGGUCGUUCUUAGCCUUUCAAAUAAGUAAUAUUUGUGUAAUAAAAGGCACUUAGAUGUGCCAAACUUCGUGCUUUCUGUAGGAAUGUGUGGGUUUUGGAAAAUCUCUGAUGUAUCUUUCAUGUGUUUGUUGGUUUUGUAAUUUUUUUUUGGUAUUGUCUUAUACUUGAAUAAUUUGAGACUACUAUAAUCUCAAUUAAUCUUCACAUGAUA